Rangifer tarandus platyrhynchus (Svalbard reindeer) is the source of this 1695-nucleotide messenger RNA. Lineage: Eukaryota; Metazoa; Chordata; Mammalia; Artiodactyla; Cervidae. The record is from the annotation of a GenBank genome assembly.
AUGAGCACACGGCGGGUGGUGGUGGAAGCGCCCGCGGGGGCCGGCUCCAGCAUGCCUCUGCAGAGGCACAAGGUGUCCUUCAGGGCAGCUCAGUCACCGUCCUCCCUGGACGGCCUCCCAGCUUCCAGGACCAUUGCCGUGGGUGGUCUUGUCCGAACACCCAGGGUCUACGUAGGGAUGACACCCAGUGGGCCCACAGGUGGCCUGGGUGCCCGCGUGACCCGCAGGGCCCUGGGCAUCAGCAGCGUCUUCCUGCAGGGCCUGCGGAGCUCAGGCCUGGCCACGGCACCCGCUCCCAGCCUGGAGAGGGACCUCGGUGCGGCCGAGGACCUGGGGGGCUGCCUGGUGGAAUACAUGGCCAAGGUACACGCCCUGGAGAAAGUCAGCCAGGAGCUGGAGGCACAGCUGCGCAUGCACCUGGAGAGCAAAGCCACGCGCUCAGAGAACUGGGGCGCCCUCCGGGCCUCAUGGGCCAGCAGCUGCCAGCAGGUGGGCGAGGCGGUCCUGGAAAACGCACGGCUCAUGCUCCAGACAGAGAAUAUCCAGGCGGGCGCGGACGACUUUAAGGAGAGGUAUGAAAAUGAGCAGCCAUUUAGAAAGGCAGCAGAAGAGGAAAUUAACUCUCUGUAUAAAGUCAUUGAUGAAGCGAAUUCGUCAAAAAUGGAUCUGGAGAGUCAAAUAGAAAGCCUGAAAGAAGAACUCGGCUUUCUGUCCAGGAGCUAUGAAGAGGAUGUGAAAAUGCUGUACAAACAGCUGGCAGGGUCUGAGCUGGAACAACUGAAUGUUCCCAUUGGCACUGGGCUGGAUGACAUCCUUGAGACGAUCAGAAUUCACUGGGAAAGAGAUGUUGAAAAGAACCGGGUGCAGGCGGGAGCCUUGCUUCAAGCUAAGCAACAGGCGGAACUGGCUCGCAGGGCCCAGACCCAGGAAGAGAAGCUGGCUGCAGCCCUCAGGGUGGAGUUGCACAACACUUCCUGCCAAAUCCAGAGCCUGCAGGCUGAGACGGAGUCCUUACGAGCUCUGAAACGAGGCCUGGAGAACACCUUGCACGACGCCAGACACUGGCACGACAUCGAGCUGCAGAACCUGGGGGCGGUGGUCAGCAGGCUGGAGGCGGAGCUCAGGGAGAUGCGCGCGGAGGCGGAGCAGCAGCUGCAGGCCCGGGAGCACCUGCUGUCGCACAAAUGCCAGCUGCAGCGGGACGUGGCCUCCUACCACGCGCUUCUGGACCGCGAGGAGAGCAGAAGGACCGAAGAGUACCAAGAUCAUCCAUUACAGGUUUUCAUCAUGCUAAUUGGACUUGGUGGGCCCAAGGAGCCAGAACGUAGGUCCCUCUGGAGGCAGAACCGAAGUGAGCUCUGGGAUAAGGAAUUUGGAAUUAAACCUUAUGCAAUCAUGAGGGGAGCAUGGCAGUGGAAGUCAGAAAGGAAGAGUGAGAGGAGAGAGUUGCCAGCCUAUCAACCAGAGAAGCACAUCCCAGUGGGUUGCGAAGGGGAAGCUGAGAGAGAAGCUGUGCCUGUGUGGGCUGUGGGCCCACAGCAUCUGACGAUGGGCUUGCUGCUGCUGUUGGUCACCAGGGACACCACUGGGAUAGAAGAGCUGGUUUCAGAGCGCAGGAGGGCUGGGGCUAGCCGGAAGGCACUGGCGCCUCUCCGUAUGGCACUGCCUCUAACCAUGCUGACCUCCAGAGAGUAG